AGUCCACGACCGUUUGCCACGAGACUUCGAUCUCAUCGGUCUCUCCCUGUCUUUCGCUAUCUCUCUACCCUUCUUUUCCCGUUUGGAGGACGGAAAGCAGCUACCACCUCCUCCACCACCACCACCACCGACGCCGCCGCCGCCGCUGCCGCCGCCGCCGCCGCCGCCGCCACCGUCGUCGCCGCCACCGACGACCGGGGAGACGCACGUAGUCGAAACGUGAGACUCGUACGGACAUCGUCGUCGUUCUCGCCGGUAGUCCUCGUCGUAGACUGUUUUUCGAGCCAGGCCUUCUUCGGUUGUACUUUGUACUCUUCGAACGUAUCAGGAGUCACCUGAAAUUCGAGGUUCUACGGACGUUUGGCUACCGCACGGUAAGCAGCGAGCACCAAGAUGGCAGCAUUCGUGGCGAAACAGAUGGUCGGAAACAAGCUGAACGCUGUUAAAGGAGCCGUAGGUGGCGAAGGUGGAGACGAAGAUGACAAGGAGAAGGAAGAGGAGGCCGAGAGAGAAAGGCAAGAAGCUAUCAGGGAGGCUGAAGAACGAAGGAAGGAGAAACAUCGUAAAAUGGAGGAGGAACGGGAGAAGAUGCGACAAGAAAUCAGGGACAAGUAUAACAUAAAAAAACGGGAAGAAGUACAGGAACUGACCCAGGAAGAACCAAAUCCUUUGAUGCGUAAGAAAAAAACGCCAGAAGAGUUGGCCGCGGAAGCUGAAGCGGAAGACGAGGAUGAGAUUACCAAAUUCAGGAACACGAUAGACACUCAUAUACAAGAGAUCAAAGAAGCAGUGGAAGCUAGAUGCGACCUUCAAUAAGCCGGCCUGCACCUUCAAAGCGGUCGGUAAGAAGAGUGGCACCAUGUGUUGCCAGGGCCGCAUCCGCCUCUCAGCCUUUACGAUAUCACGAGGAAGGGAACGAGUGAGACUCGACGCGUUAAACAAGCUAAUGAGAGAAACAACGAUACGAAAAACUAGCAACCUCGUCACCACCGCCGCCGCCACCGCCGCCGACGCCGACGCAUCGUGGUCGUCGUCGUCGUCGUCGUCGUUGUCGUUGUCAUCGUUGUCGUUGUCGUUAUCGUUAUCGUUGCGUUGCUCGAGCGUAAAUCGAUUCAAGAUUCCGAUUGAUCAAUCGUCGCUUAAACUCUAAACGAAAGCGACGACACUCGAGACACCGCAAGAAACACCCUUCAUCAUCGUUGGUCUCGAUAAUCGAACAGUCGAUCUCGUUGAGGGUUUUCUACAGUGUACAAAGAAUGAUCUCGAGGAACGAACUCGUCGUUCGGAAAAGCCGAAAAAUGAAUCGAUAUCGACGACGAACAAAAGUACGGAGAAGCUAGCGUGGCUGUCGGGAGAAGAGCUGGCGUGGGCGUCGUCGUCGUCGUCGUUGUUGUUCACAUCGAGAACGGAUCCACGGUGCUGAAUUAGAGAAUUCAUGGUCGAUAGGGUUUUAUUAGUUGACCGAACGAGUCUUGAAAGAGUGGCGAACGAAAAGCCGAGCACGCAAAACAUCAGCCUGUAUAUCAAAAUUGAACAACAUUGGAAAACCAAAAGAAACUUGCGAGUCAGAAACUUCAAUGACACGAUCGGACGACUUUGCAAACUUCAAGCUUCGUAAUUCCGGUCCUCGGAGAUACCCGAUCGAAGCGAAUGAAAAAGAAUCGUGAGAAACCGAGUACCGUCUCGAAUUUUAAGACGUUUAAGAGUUCGUUGACGAAACAAAUCGAAUGUGAAUACACGAUUCAGGAAAGAUUCGAACCAAAGGUUUAACAAACGAACAACAUGGAGAACGUUUAGGAAAAAUGGACGACGAUCGACGAAAGCAAAUGCAACCAGAUCAGAUACAACAACGACCGAUGUCCGGCAGAAAACGAAACGGCGAACGAAACGAGACCACGAAUACUACGGGCAUGCAAUAAUUUUGUUUGCACCGUAACUACAAUUCGGGAAAAAAGAAGAACGAGAUCGAGUCUUUUCGAAUAUCGUACGAACGCCAUGAAAUUGGUGAAACGCGAGCAGUCAAAGGGCGCGUGCGUCAUAAUAUAUACAGAUAUAUAAGUAUAGAAAAAAAAGGCGUGAAAAAAGAUAGUAACUAAGUUUUUAGCCAAUUUUCGAAUAGCGGUAAAAUGAGAAAAAAAAGAAACUACCGAUAGCAGAGUUACGUAGUCGCUAGUUCGUUCGACGACUGUUUAAUAACAAAGAGAUAAGACGGGGGAGUCAUUAAUAUUAUCAUUGCAGUUAUUACUUAUUCACAUAGUUUAUUACUACGGUCAUUGUUCUUAUUAUUGUUAUCAUUGACUGUUUGUAUUUAGAAAAGAAAAAGAAAACAAGGUAGUUAUAACAAGGAUCGAGGGCCAGGAGAAACUAGCGUCAAGAGACUGAGAGGCAAUAGGGAAAAAAACGGCCACAGGUUGGCCAAUAAAGAGAACGAGAUACCGGAAGAAUAAAAAUAACCGGCGGCCCUUGCUCUCCCUUCCGUCCAAAAAUUUGAAUUUUUUUCCUCAGACGUAGCUCGACCGCGAUAUAGCGAGACGCGUAACACCUGAGCAUUUCUUAGAAACACUUUAGUUAGGGUACGUUAAUAAAAAGCGAACAAGAAUUAUACGUCUACGAGAAAAAAAAAAUAUCGACGAAAGAAAAACAUGUUACUCGACACUAUCGUGCGCGUCGUUAGAAAAAUAAACUCAACGACCAGAUCGAACAGAACUGAUUUUCGCGUUUAAAUCCAAAAAUAAGAUAAACAAAAUGCCUUUCUUUCACGUUUAUACGAUGCGUUUCUAUCGAGUGUUAUAAUUAUACAAGUAGGUUAAUCGGAUUAGCGAACGGAAAAAAAAAGAAACAAAAAAAAAACAACGUACUUACGCAUUUGUUCGUGAACGAUAGUUUGGAAAGGACAAGGUCUACGGAACUUGUACGGUUCGAUCGGUUCUUGCGAAAGAACUUUCAGGUGUUACCAAUGGACACGAUCGAGCGAUAUAUAUAUAUAUUGUUGCAUCCUUUCUUGGAACGAUCCACCGGUUUCACCGUGUUUGUUCGCCGAUGGUGGUCAAAACAGUUUGGCGUGAACGAGGGUGGACGGGAUGGACAGAGCAUCGACUGCCGGCAAACAACGCAAGCUUUAUACAUAUAAGAAAAGAAGAAA
Molecule: messenger RNA, 3142 nt
Organism: Hylaeus anthracinus
Lineage: Eukaryota; Metazoa; Arthropoda; Insecta; Hymenoptera; Colletidae
Gene: cpx
Product: complexin
Exons: 5
Coding region: 394-816 (140 amino acids)
Biological process (GO): synaptic vesicle exocytosis; neurotransmitter transport; regulation of neurotransmitter secretion
Cellular component (GO): SNARE complex; terminal bouton
Molecular function (GO): syntaxin binding
Source: RefSeq, a predicted model, not a curated record